CUGAUUCAAAGAAACGUAAGACUGAGGAUGAAGGGGACCAACUAACUGGUUUUGUCACUUGGUCAUCGCACUCCAUUGUCAUGUUUUACCUCUCUACUUUCUCUCUCUAUAAGGGAGAGAGAGAGAUAGAACCCUAUCCCCCCUUCUUCAUCUUGCUCCACUAUGCCAGUGCCUCCCAAACCUAUCAACACCUUCACCAUCACAAUCAUGCUUGCCUUCACCUUCAUCCUACUCUUCUUCUCCGGUUUCCUCCGCUUCCCAUCCGUUUCGCCCUUCCCGCGACCCAUCGACCGCCCCAUGAUUAUAGGGACCGGAACCGCCGCAGAACCCUUCACCGAUCUGGUGGGUGCCGUCAGGAAAUGGGACUCGCAAGUGGGUUGUGCUCGGUUCAAGGAGAAAACAAAUGGGGUGGGCUUCAAUCAGUCAAAGGUUGCUUCUUUGGAAGAGGUUGGGGGUGAUUCGGCUUGUGGGGGCUUCACGAUGAACCAUGUUAGCGUUUUGGUCAAAGGGUGGACUUGGAUUCCUGAUAAUUUGGAUAACUUGUACACUUGUCGAUGUGGGUUGAGCUGUUUGUGGACCAAAUCGCCGGUUCUUGCCGACAAGCCUGAUGCUUUGUUGUUUGAAACAUCUACGCCUCCGAAUCAGGUUUGUCUAGAAAUUUGAAAUGUGUUGUGUUUGGAAAGGACAUGAAUGAUUGAAUGGUGUCUCUGCUGUGGCAGGGUUGUCAAGGACCU
Messenger RNA from Gastrolobium bilobum, 734 nucleotides. RefSeq names its product alpha-(1,4)-fucosyltransferase-like. The transcript has 2 exons. NCBI's taxonomy places the organism in Eukaryota, Viridiplantae, Streptophyta, Magnoliopsida, Fabales, Fabaceae. The record is from RefSeq and is a predicted model, not a curated record. Bases 163 to 663 code for a protein of 166 amino acids.